AGUAGACGUAAGCAAAUCAUUUGACGCAUUCUUGAUAUUCAAAUAACUCAAAUCGAUUAUUUAAUAAACAGUCAUUUUUCCUUAAUUCAUUAACAACUCCAUCUUCAUACAGGUUGACUUAUGGACCUGGUGAUAAUAUUCGGAUUAUAAUAUAUAUAUUUCAUUUCUGACAUGUUUGUAGAUAGAUUUAUGUAUACCAGUAAAUUGUAACUACACCGGUAGUUUGUGAUAAAAGCAUUUUCACUUUAGCAAUAGUGUUUCGUUUUAAACGAGGGUUGAUUAUUAAUUAAGAAUAAAACCAAAAUGCUAACUAAAAUUUUGUUAUAUACGAUAUUUAUUGCGAUGUGUUCGUCCCAGAAUACUUCAGGUGUUCCUGCUGAAGAUCUGGAAUUUCUAAGAGAAUGUUUCAAGGAUAUUCCUGAAAAUGAUAGAAAACAAGUGCUGUUUCAUCAUUUAUUUUUGGGAUAUAUACUAAAGAAUCCGGAAUUGGAGCCAAAAGGAUACAAUCUGGAUAAAAAUGCAACAUUGAAAGUAUACGAUAUUUUCUUGAACAAAUUCCGAAGUAAUCAAGCAUUUUCAACAAUUUGUUUCGCUAGUGGAACUUGUAUAGAUCCGUCUGAUUCAGGAAUAUAUCCGUAGAUGUGUGAACCAAAUAGAGAGCCAUACAAAUUUAUUAUAAGAAUGUUAUAUUUCUGGAUAACUUCCAAUUAAAAUCUUUUUUAUAGUCUUA
Messenger RNA from Diorhabda sublineata, 730 nucleotides. RefSeq lists its product as uncharacterized. Bases 304 to 639 code for a protein of 111 amino acids. The transcript has 3 exons. The record is from RefSeq and is a predicted model, not a curated record. Lineage: Eukaryota; Metazoa; Arthropoda; Insecta; Coleoptera; Chrysomelidae.